Molecule: messenger RNA, 364 nt
Organism: Racocetra fulgida
Lineage: Eukaryota; Fungi; Glomeromycota; Glomeromycetes; Diversisporales; Gigasporaceae
Source: the annotation of a GenBank genome assembly
AUGACCCAGAUUAUAGGUGGUGCACUAACCGAUAAAUUCGGUGGUAAGGUGGUAUUGGGUAUAGAUUAUUCAGGAAUCAGCAAAGAUGAAUUAGAUUGGAUUUUAGGAAAGAAAUUGACUAUUAGUAAAUCGACCGAUAAAUUUACUGAUUUUUCUGAAAAUCAAAUAAGUCACAAUCAACCAUGUUCCAGUGAAUAUGUUACUAUUUCCGACAACAAUCUUGGUCUUUCUCGAAGUGAAAAUGAUAUGUUAUUACCAAAGGAUCAAAUAUCAUCAAGAUCACAUAAAAUACAAAAGAUUCCUUGGAAAUUGUUGUUUUCUCGUCGUGAAGUAUGGGCAACAAUGCUUGGUCCAUUGUUUCAUG